AUAUAUAUAUAUAUAUAUAAUGCUCUUAUGACUUGUUAAAGUAGUCAUCAUUUAUUGUUGGUAUUUUUGUACUUAGCCUCACCACUACUUAUCAUCACCAAAACAAGAGAACAUAGGAAAAAAAACUAUAUAUACCAUUGAGCAUACCCCAUUUAUUGUUGAGAGCAAAGAUGAAAAUGGUUGCUAGUAAAGAGGUUCAACUUGUCCAACCAGAUGUUGUUGUGUUGGAGAUUGAUCAUUUGCAAAACCAACUCACAGAGAAGGUUAAUGAACUUGCAACUUGCCAGGGUGAAAUCAAAUCCUUAAGGGCAACUGAAGCUCAGAAAGAUAAGGCCAUAGAAGAGCUGAGAAAUGAAGUUAGUAAACUUGAUGAGAGAGUAAGACAUAGUGAGGAUCAUCUUAAACACAAGAAUCUAGAAAUCAAGAAACUGACAGAUGAAAAGAAAGACGCGUUGGCCGCGCAAUAUGCAGCAGAAGCAGCUCUUAGAAGAUUACACACAGAUGAAAAGGAAGAUGAUUUUUAUCCAUUCGAAAGUGUAAUCACUCCUCUUGAGGCUGAGAUUAAGAUGUAUAGGAAUGAGAUUACAGCAUUACAAGAAGAUAAAAAAGCGUUGGAGCGAAUCACAAAGUCGAAAGAGUCAGCAUUGCUUGAAGCAGAGAGGAUUUUAAGAAGUGCAUUAGAGAGAGCUUUGAUAGUUGAAGAAGUUCAGAAUGAAAACUUUGACUUGAAGAGACAGAUUGAGAUCUGCCAGGAGGAGAACAAAAUCUUAGAGAAAAGUCACCGACAAAAGAUUAUAGAAGUUGAAAAACUUAGCCAAACAAUCCAUGAACUUGAGGAGCUUAUCUUAUCUAAUGGAGCCAACGCAAAUGUCAUUCGCGAUUAUGAGCGACAGGUUAAUGAGUUGCAAGAGGAGAAGAGGACACUGGAGAGGGAACUAGCAAGGGUAAAAGUUUCCGCCAACAGAAUUGCAACUGCUGUGGCUAAUGAAUGGAAAGAUGAAAAUGAUAAGGUCAUGCCUGUUAGGCAAUGGCUCGAAGAGAGACGGAUUAUGCAGGCCGAGAUGCAAAGGUUGAAAGAAAAGCUAGCUAUAUCAGAGAGAACAGCAAAAGCAGAAUCACAAUUGAAGGAUAAACUGAAGCUGAGGCUAAAAACACUAGAAGAAGGCUUAAAGAAAUUCCCAUUCAAUUCCAAUGUAUUUUCAGGAACUCCAACAGCCGAUAAAUCGAAUAUCUUAAGUUUUGUAACGAACAAUAGCGGACUCAGAAACAGGUCCACAUCACAACCAAGAGGUUCUACUGUUGGAAGCACCUUGUUCCAAAAGAAAAACAUAAAAGGAAACAUAGAUGGUAUUGCUGGGAACCGAAAACCGGGUAGCAUUACAAAAAUGAAAUAUAGUUCUACAGACAAUGUGUUGAAAAAAGGUAUAUGGGCAUCAAGAAACAAAUUUUCUGAUAGUGGUGAAAAAGAAAAUGAGAUGCAGGUUAUCACAGGCAUGAACUUGAAUAAAUUUGAUGGUGAAAGAGAAGCAGGAAAUGUUAAAACCAGUGUUGAUGUUGAUGAAGAUUCUAAAAGUAAUAACUGUAAUGAUUUUGGUAGCAAUGAUGUGGUCUCGGGUUUUCUAUAUGAUAAGCUUCAAAAAGAGGUCAUCAAUUUGAGGAAGUCCUGUGAAACAAAAGACAGUAGUCUUUCCACUAAAGAUGACGAAAUAAAGAUGCUCACAAAGAAAGUUGAUGCACUGACAAAGGCUAUGGAAAUAGAGUGGAAGAAAAUGAAAAGAGAAGCAGCUGCUAGAGAGAAGGAGAUUGCAUCAACAAAAUCAGAUGAUAAGAGGAAAAGCAGAAAUUCAAACUUCUCUAAAAGGGUGAUGAAAGAACAUUGAAGAUUGGUUAUGUAGAGAAAUAUUGGAGGCAAUUUAUUUAUCAAAUAUCAAUGCAUCUUGAAUUUUUUUUCUGUCUAUAAAAACAAUACAUACCUUAGUGUGGCAGUGUGUUCAAAUAAAGUUCCACUUCAGUAAAGAGUCUGAGAUCCAACCUUGUACAUACAUAAGUAUUGUAUGUCUUCCUCUAUAUUUCUUUUAUGAUGUCGCGUGUAUUCUGUGAUUG
Messenger RNA from Trifolium pratense (red clover), 2103 nucleotides. Its product is annotated as microtubule-associated protein 70-5. The record is from RefSeq and is a predicted model, not a curated record. The transcript has 10 exons. Gene Ontology annotation, biological process: cytoskeleton organization. Lineage: Eukaryota; Viridiplantae; Streptophyta; Magnoliopsida; Fabales; Fabaceae. Gene Ontology annotation, molecular function: microtubule binding. The coding region runs from base 171 to 1880 and encodes 569 amino acids.